GCCUAUAAGAACCUGGAUAGACAAUCCCAAGGAGGCUCAUCCGCUCUCACGGUUCUCAUCUACUCUAGGUCUCGACCCGCCUAAUUCCUCCCUCUCGCACUCCAGCACCCACACUCGUUGAACCCCAACUAUCUUACAAGUUACCAAUAAUGUAUUCUCUCCUCUCGCUCCUCGCCAUCCCGGCAUCUAUCAAUGCCCUUGUUCUUCCCCGCCAGGUCGAUAUCGCAACAGCCCUUACCGCCUCGGUCGACGUCUCUGGCAUCGCCUCAGUUAACGCCGUCGCAACUGCGUCCAUCGGUGCUGAAGUCACGAACGGCGUCUCAGUCGGUGUCGAUGCGGGAGUCACGGCCUCUGCUGAGCUCCUGAACGGUGUCCUUCCCACUGGCAUCCCCGUUGUGGUCGAUGCUUCCGCCUCCGUCGGGCUGGAUAUCUCCUCCGCCAUCAGCCUCGGUGUUGAUGCCGCCGCAUCACUGAACGUCGCCGGUAUUCCGGUCGAUGCGACUGCCUCAGUUGACCUUGGUCUCCUGGGCCCCAACCCUACCCUCGGCCUUGACGUCGGUGCCGACGUUUCGGGCGUGGCAUCCCUUGACCUCAACCUCAGCCCCACCCCAACUGUUGGGCUGCACCUCCUCAAUGGCCUCCUCGACGUCGGACUCAGUGCCACUCCCACGAUCGGCGUCUCCCUCUCUUCUGUCGAUGGGCUCCUCGCCAGCCUGUUGGGUAACGGCCCCCUCGACCUCAGCACCGUCACUUCCUUGAGCAGCCACUUCCCCGGCCUUGACCUCAGCUCCCUCGCCGGCCCGAACGGCACGGUCGAUAUCAACGCGCUCAAGACCCUCCUGCUCAGCCUCGGCGCAGACGCCGAAGCUGUCGUUUCGAUCCUCCUUAACGCCACUGGUUUCCCCGCCCUCCCCGUGCCUACCGCUGGCCUCUCAGUCCCUGGGAUUGCAUCCCUCGUUGCUGAGGUGGCCGAUGUAACCGCCGCUCUGGAACUUCUUGCCAACCCCACUGCCAUCCUCGGUGCCGACGUCGCCAUCCCCAGCAUUGUGUCAGAGAUCUCUGCGGACGUGAACGGUGCCCUCGCUCUUGGCCUGAGCGCCCCAGAUGUCCUCGACCUCGUAUUGGGCCAGACCGCCGGCCUCGAUAUCGCCGCUCUCGCAAAUUCAAUCGUCGGCCCCGUUGAAGCUGAGAUCGCCGCUACCGCCUCCGUUGGCGCGCUCGCAGCCCGCGAGACAGUUCCUGCCGUUGCCUCUGUUGCCGGCGUCGAUGCCGGUCUGAGCUGCGCUCUCGAAGACCUCUACUGCUGCGCUUCUGUCGGGCUCCAAGACACCCGGGUGGUCGCUGACGUGCUCGACCUCCUCGGAAUGUUCGUCCCUCUUCCCGCCGAUGUGACCGUUGGCGUUAAUUGUACAGCCCUGGAGUUCCCUGAGUCUCUCCUCUCUCUCGCGUCUGGCGCAAACCUUGUGUGCUGCCCAGGCGCCACCUUUGAGGGCAAAACGAUCGUUUCCGACUGCACGACUAUCUCCAUCUAAUUUAUCUCUUAUGAUUCCUCCCAUCUCUAGACUAUUAUUUUUUCUAAUUCCUCCAUCUAUCUUUGUUUCCUCCAAGUCGUUCCUCAUCAGAGGCCAAAGGCAAGCAAUUGGGGGGGGGGGGCGGAAGAGAGGUUAUGGAUUGACGGAGGAAUCGCAUCUUGUAUCAUCUGCAAUCACUGGAUUAUUCUCCUCAUGUCUUCCUCUCCUACUCGCCAUAUACGGUAGUGUAUAUAAGG
Molecule: messenger RNA, 1768 nt
Organism: Dacryopinax primogenitus
Lineage: Eukaryota; Fungi; Basidiomycota; Dacrymycetes; Dacrymycetales; Dacrymycetaceae
Exons: 1
Coding region: 150-1532 (460 amino acids)
Cellular component (GO): fungal-type cell wall
Molecular function (GO): structural constituent of cell wall
Source: RefSeq, a predicted model, not a curated record